CUGCAGCUGGGGUUCGCUAAAAAGACAUGACCCAGCCUCCAAGAUCCAAGCUUACACGAUGGUCGAUACAUAAAAUCCUUGAUAGUCUUCUCUGUGUUUCUUUCUUUGUCUUUCUCUGCAUCUCUAUCUGAUCUUUGUCUGUCUGUAAGGUGGUGCAAGAACCAACACAAACACAACAGACAGCCAUAAUGGCCAAGAAAAAGCACUCGAAUCAGAAUCCUCCAGUCCAGAAGAAAAAGCAGGACAACAAAAAGAGCCACAACAAUCAUCAUCAACCUAGCAACGGCAGUAGUAGUAGUAGUAGUAGCAAGAAGAGUGGAUUGGUGUUUCCCGUGUGGAUUUGCGUAGUGGCAGGUCUGUUGUCCUUGUCGUUGGGACUCUUGACUCCUCAUUUCCUGCGUCAUCAGUCAUCUACUACUACUAGCGCUACUACUAAUAAGCAUCGAGACUUGCAGAAGCAAAAGACCAUGUCUUCUCAACAACAAGAAUCAGAUGUGACCAUGACGGACCGUCUCCAUCCUCCCCCCGAAUUUGCGUGCACAUCCGACCGUCUCUCGCAAGUCCUCCACGAUAAACCCGUCGCUGGAAUGCACGUGGUGUGUCUCAAUCAAACCAUGGCAUCCUUGCAGAUUGUCUUUUACCCCAACGCCCAGCACACUAGUAAUCCUCCUUCCAUCCAACUGGAAGGAUUGCCCGCUUGGGAUGGAUUCAAGGACGCGCUUGUCACCCACCUCCAAUUGACUCCCAUGGACGAACUGCAUCAACCGUGGGCCGUCUUUUCUCCCGACGGUGAAUUGCUACUGCGAGAAGACAAUGAACACGUACAAAUGGAUGGAGUAGCGAGUAUGGGAAUGGUACUCGUCUUUCAAGGUGGACAAUUCAUUUGGCCGGGUGUCAAGAUUGGAUUUCGACGGACCAUUCCACUUCAUUAUGAUUCUACUUCCACCACCUCUGCCAAAAAACAAACCGCCACUUUGGAAACCAUUUCCUUGGAGCCCCUCGUCUUUGCUGUGGAUGGAUUUUUGGGAGAAGAAGAAUGCGACUUUUUUCAAACCCAAGCGACACCCAGUAUGGCAUACUCGGAAGUCACACUCAUGGAUAUGGACAAGGGACGACCCGCCUCGGAUUUUCGAACGUCGCAAUCCACAUUCUUGACCGACAACACACAUCCCAUGAUUUCCGAAAUUGAUUAUCGAACCGCCAGUCUGGUACGAGUGCCACGCGUCCAUCAAGAAAAUGUACAAGUACUCCGCUAUGGGAAUGGAGAAAAGUACGACGCCCACCACGACUACUUUGACAAGCAACUCUAUCAGAAUGAUCCUUCCACACUCCGCAACUUUAUUCAAUAUGGCAGACGCAAUCGUAUGAUUACCGUGUUUUGGUACCUCAGUGAUGUCGAAGAAGGGGGCGAAACUAUUUUUCCACGAUUUGGUGGAGCGCCACCGCCCCGCAACAUGGCCGAUUGUCAAACGGGGCUCAAAGUCAAACCGGCUCGUGGAAAAGUCAUUAUCUUUUACAGUCUCAAACCCGAUGGAAGUCUCGAUCCACUUUCGUUGCAUGGAGCGUGUCCCGUUCGGAAGGGCAUCAAGUGGGCCGCCAACAAGUGGGUGUGGAAUUUGCCCAUUCCCGAAUUCGGGUCGGGGCGGUAGAAAAACUAAAAUGAGUGAAUGCAAUGCAAUGCAAUGCAAUGCAACGACAGGACAAUCAAUUCAAUCGCACGCCUCUAGCAGGAUUCCACGCGCAAAACAAAACAAAACAAAAACACAAUUCACUCGAUCAAUGGUAGUACACUAUAUAGAACCUAUCGUGAGUUGAGUUGGUAGUUUAGUUUAAAAGUACACUUUGUCUAUUAGCUAGGCAUAUCAUACCAUGGCUGGUGCAGAUGUAUGUGUAUACUAUUCGUGCGGUAGGCAAACGGGAAGGCCUUCUCAAUGAAACUGCAAAAGCCAAAACAGGUUGUUUCAAUUGGUGGUUAUUGGGAUCCAUAUAUACUCCAU
Molecule: messenger RNA, 1997 nt
Organism: Seminavis robusta
Lineage: Eukaryota; Bacillariophyta; Bacillariophyceae; Naviculales; Naviculaceae
Source: the annotation of a GenBank genome assembly